GUCCCUCGGACACAGCGGAUCACCGACCACGGAAAGAGCCGAAGAUGUCGGCUCGGUCCUGUGAUCAGCUGUGUCCAAUCACAGCUGAUCACAUGUGACAUGUACACUGAUCAUCAGUGUGCCCUGAUAAUCAGUGUGGCCCCAGCAGUGCCACCUGUCCAUCAGUGCCUCGUGCCAGUGCCCAUCAGUGACACAUCAAUGCCACAUAUCAGUGCACACCAGUGCACAUCAAUGCCACAUAUCAGUGCCCAUCUGAGCUGCCUAUCAGUGCCGCCAGUCAGUGCCUAUUAGUGCCAGUCAGUGCCACCUAUCAGUGCUAUGUAUCGGUGCCGCCUGUCAGUGCCCAUCAGUGCCGCCUGUCAGUGUCCAUCAGUG
Staurois parvus is the source of this 375-nucleotide messenger RNA. NCBI's taxonomy places the organism in Eukaryota, Metazoa, Chordata, Amphibia, Anura, Ranidae. The record is from the annotation of a GenBank genome assembly.